Molecule: messenger RNA, 363 nt
Organism: Galeopterus variegatus (Sunda flying lemur)
Lineage: Eukaryota; Metazoa; Chordata; Mammalia; Dermoptera; Cynocephalidae
Product: transmembrane protein 230-like
Exons: 2
Coding region: 1-363 (120 amino acids)
Biological process (GO): synaptic vesicle transport
Cellular component (GO): synaptic vesicle; endomembrane system
Source: RefSeq, a predicted model, not a curated record
AUGGUGCCCGCUCGUCCCAACGUGGCCGCUGGGAUUCCCAGUAGCUCAGUAAAACACUCGAAGCGCUCCGGCAAUGACGACAGACACAUUAACAUACAGUUUAAGAAGAGCCCUACCAAGAUUCCUUAUAAGGCCAUUGCCUGCGCCACGGUGCAGUGUUUGGUCGGCGCCGUCCUCGUUAUCACGGGCUGCCUUCUGCUGGCGGGCUACCUCAGCAAUGUGGGGACCAGCCGGGCCGUUCCCUUCUUGAUCGUUGGCGUCCUGGUGUUCCUGCCCGGGUUCUACCACCUGUUCGUCGCUUGCAGAGCACACAGAGGCUGCAGGGGCUACUCCUAUGACGACCUUCCGGACCUCGAUGACUAG